Messenger RNA from Trichosporon asahii var. asahii CBS 2479, 2811 nucleotides. RefSeq lists its product as uncharacterized. Lineage: Eukaryota; Fungi; Basidiomycota; Tremellomycetes; Trichosporonales; Trichosporonaceae. The record is from RefSeq and is a predicted model, not a curated record. The transcript has 8 exons. Gene Ontology annotation, molecular function: DNA binding; zinc ion binding. Gene Ontology annotation, biological process: DNA-templated transcription. Bases 1 to 2811 code for a protein of 936 amino acids.
AUGAAGCUGCUCAUUUGGAUAGAGUCGGACACUUGGGACACUUGGGGCAAGGCCGGCAAGGAUAGCAGUGGAUCGGUCGGGACAGUGGUAUCGGUCACGUCGGCCCAAGGAUUCAUCGGAGGAGUCAAAGUGGGUGUGCCCGAUGAGAGUGGGGGAGGUUUGGAGUAUCUCUUGCGUCCCCAGGCACGCUCACAGGGCCAGGCGGAGGUCGGCAUCUCGGCCCUUGCCCAGUCACCAGGACAGCUGGACCACCUGGUCCUUCCACUGCCGCCUGUGCCGCCUGUGCCGCGCACUGCCGCAUUGCCCCGCUUAAGCGCUAGACACCAGUACACCAGACACAAACCGCAGUCCACCACCCAAGUAUUAACUACCGAUCCGACCCGUCCACCACCUACCUACUUACCUCCUUACCUCCUUUCCAUCUUUCUCAUUCAACAACCCGCCGUCCUGGCCCCGCGGCUGCCAGCCAUCAACAGCGACAGCAACAAUGGACCCCCCAGUCCAAGACCAGAGCAAGAAGAAGCGGCGUCGCAUACACCUCAACUGCGAGGAGUGCCGUCGCACCAAAUCGAAAUCCUUAGUGACACACAUACUGCGGAGAGACACACCCCAGACAGUGCUGACAACAACCAGGUAACCGAUCAUGGCCGUGCAGCGAGACUCGCACACAUCUGCCCUAACCAGGUGUCGAAAAUCACGCAGCCCAAGUCGGUCACCAUCGCCGAGCUCACCGCACGAGUCAAGUACCUCGAGGAGUCUCUGCGCCGGAAUGGGCUCGCGCACGAGCUCACUGCGUCCGAAGCGCCAUCCGUCACGGCUCCCAAUGCAUCCCUCUCCCCGCCCAACAUGCCCUCAUCACUACCAGGCUCCUCGCGCAGUGCGGUCGAGAUGGCAGCCAUGCUGGGACACAUGGCGCUCGGCCACAUUCCAACGAAACGUCACGCCGGGAUGGGCACGACAGCGUUCUACCUCUCGAGUCCGGAACAGAGCGAGGACGAGGGCAGCGAGGAUGAGCGCCGAGGGAGCAACCUGUGGAAACCGCCCUGGGGCCGGAGUACCGGUGUCAGCCUCACUGGCAAGGGACACCUGCCCGGCGUGCUGCUUGACAGGUGCCGCAUCAUGCUCCCCUCGAGGAGAGCGGCGAAGGACAUGUUCAACACGUUCUUCGAGGUUACGAGCUGGAGGAUACAGCCGAUGACGCCUGCCUUCUUCGACACGGUGCUCGCGAGCGUGUACGACAGCUCGGAGGGCGCGCACCCACACGACCUGGCCGUGCUCUUCGCAACGAUGGCGAUGACGAUGUUGUUCGACGAGGCAGCUUCCGGCGCAGCCCAAGGCUUCCAGGCGAAAGACUACCACGAAACAGCCCUGAUCUGCCUGCAUCUCCUCGGCUCCUUCCUUAUCAACUCGGACGACAAGCGCCUCCCCGACGGCAUCUUCCCCAUCACCGGCCUGGGCGUCAGGCUAGCCAUCAUCGCUGGCUACCAUAGGGACAAAGAGACGGCGCACGCAGGCACGCGACCGGAAGAAGCCGACUGGCGCCGGCGGAUAUGGCACGAGCUCCUCGCGCUCGAGAGAGUGCACUGCCUCACAGCGCUGCUGCCCGGUAGUAUCGCACACGACCACUACGACACACCCUAUCCCUCCGACGCGCACAAGGAGGGGUACUUUGUCUGGAAGUGGAACCUCGGCGUGCAUAUGCAGCGCGUGCAUGAUUUCUGGACCCGUGUCGAAACGCCGGAUCUGAACAACAUCGAUGCCGGUCUUCGGCGAUUGCUGCACUCUCUGCCCGCACACCUGCGCUGCUCCUCGUUCCCGAUCGAGGCGUUCCCGCUCGUGCGACCGGGCGCGCCCGCUGUUGUCGUCUCUCCCCCACCGGCGAGCGCCGCCUCACCCGGCUCGUCCGACUACACCACAACGCUCAGUGCCGAACGCCUCUUGCAUCAGCAGUACCGCAUGGCGACACACAUCUGCAUGGUGUUCUUCUACCUGCACCGGCCAAUCUUCAUGCGUGCAAUGGCAACGGGCGACCCGUCAUGCGAGCUCUCAGUCCGCACAAUUAUCGAAGUAUGCGAGCGUAUGCUGCAGCUCGUCCGCGGCAUUCUAAACCAGGACGGGAGCAUGGCGCGCUGGUUCUCCUUCGCGGCGGACCUCUUCAGUGUCCUGCUGUGCCAAGCCGUGCUCGUGGUCAAGACAACGGAAGCGCACCUCGUCCCGCAACGCCUCGGCGUGCUCGAGGAAGGACUCGCGAUUCUGGAAUGGACGGUGAAACUGCGCCCGAACAGCAAGAAUCGCGCUCUGACGCAGCGUAUGCGCCGCGUUGUGGCCAAGGCGCGAGAGGCGCUCGCGGCGAGUGGGCUCGGUGCGAGCCCGAACCACGUCGAAGUCGAGCGGGUCGAGUUUCAGCCUGGCCUGGGCGUGCUGCCUUUGCACAGUCUCGGCUUCCCGCCUACAGCCUUUGCGCUGCCGCACCAGAGCUUCCAGCCCGAGCUGCUCUCGAAUGCUGGGAACAGCAAUUCGGCGCGUGUGAACCCGCUCGGAAACGGAAACGGAGCUGCCCCCGGCGGUCCCGGUGGUCCUGGCGGAGCCGUCACCGGCGGCGUGGCGGCGCAGAUGGGCAACGGAGUGCACGGCGCGAAACAGCACACGCCCAGCGACUCGUCGCCUCAGGAUAUGGCCGAGGACGCGGCGCAGACAGCGAACGACGAGAACUUUGAGGCGUGGCUCGCCAUGCUCUUCCCGCCUGGCACGGGGGAGAUGCCCGUCGUGGAUCCGGCGCUGCUGGAUGCGUGGGCAGCGCAACAGUCUUAG